AUGCAGAGAAAAGAAGUAGACUCGCGCAUCCCAGCGCUCAUGCGCAACGGGAUUCAGGAAAAGAAGCGCAGCUUUUUCGUGGUGGUGGGAGACAGGCCAAAAGAUGUUAUUGUACGCCUCCAUUACAUCAUGUCCCAAUUGGACAUGAAGACAAACAAAUCGGUACUAUGGACAUACAAGAAAGAACUGCUGGGCUUCACGAGUCACCGAAAGAAGAGAGAGAACAAGAUCAAGAAGGAGAUCAAGAGAGGAAUUCGGGAAGCAAAUACUGAGGACCCAUUCGAACUUUUCGUCUCGCUGCACAAUAUUCGAUAUACGUACUACAAAGAGACGGAAAAGAUUCUUGGAAAUACUUAUGGAAUGUGUAUUCUGCAAGACUUCGAGGCCAUAACUCCGAAUAUUCUUGCGCGGACAAUCGAGACCGUUGAGGGUGGAGGAUUGGUAGUACUGCUGCUAAAAGGAAUGACCAGCCUGAAGCAGCUGUAUACCCUGUCCAUGGAUGUUCACUCACGAUACCGAACGGAGGCACAUGACGAUGUGACGGCCCGCUUCAACGAGAGAUUCAUAUUGUCGCUUGGGAAAUGCGAAUCUUGUCUUGUAAUAGAUGAUGAGUUGAACGUAUUGCCAAUAUCCGGAGGCAAAAACGUUACAGCCCUACCACCAGUGAAUCCCGAUGAGCCACAGACCGAGUCGCAGAAGGAGCUGGAGAACAUGAAGGAGAAUCUGCAAGACACACCGAACUUUGGACCAUUGGUAACACUAGCCAAAACAGUAGACCAAGCAAAAGCCCUACUCACUUUCGUGGACGCCAUUGCAGAGAAGACGCUGCGCAGUACAGUCACAUUGACAGCGGCCAGAGGACGAGGAAAAUCGGCGGCUCUAGGUGUUGCGAUAGCUGCAGCUGUAGCUCAUGGCUAUAGCAAUAUCUUCAUCACAUCCCCGAGCCCAGAAAACUUGAAGACCCUCUUUGAAUUCAUUUUCAAAGGAUUUGAUGCAUUGGGAUAUCUGGACCAUGAGGACUACUCUAUUGUUCAAUCGACAAACCCAGACUUCAAGAAGGCAAUUGUACGAGUCAACAUCCAUCGGCAACAUCGGCAAACGAUACAGUACAUUAAGCCACAGGAUGCACAUGUGCUUGGACAAGCAGAACUUUUGGUCAUCGACGAAGCUGCUGCAAUUCCUCUUCCCCUUGUACGAAAACUGAUGGGACCUUUCUUGGUGUUCAUGGCGUCUACCAUCAAUGGAUACGAGGGCACAGGACGCGCUUUAUCCCUGAAGCUGAUCGAGCAACUUCGAAAGCAGUCUAGCGGUGUUGCGAAAUCCAAUGGAGAUGAAAACACGCAAGUAAAUGACCGCUCGACUGGGAAAGCUGCAAAGGUUCAGAGCGUAUUCACAGGUGGUCGCUCACUCAGGGAAGUAUCUCUGAAGGAACCGAUUCGUUACGCCGCAGGCGAUGGGGUUGAAAAAUGGCUGAAUACAGUUCUCUGCCUAGAUGCGACCCUCGGCCCCUUACGGAAUGUGGGAUUUCCUCAUCCAUCAGAUUGCGAGCUGGUUCUUGUGAAUCGCGAUACCCUUUUCUCCUUCCACGAGGUCUCCGAAAAGUUUCUCCAGCAGAUGGUUGCUCUCUACGUUGCGAGCCAUUACAAGAAUUCUCCCGAUGAUCUCCAAUUGAUGAGCGACGCCCCAGCACACCAACUUUUCGUUCUGAUACCCCCUGUUUCCGAAAACAGCAAACGUCUACCCGAGCCAUUAUGUGUCAUUCAAGUUGCAUUAGAAGGUCAGAUUAGCAAAGCGAGUGUUGCGAACAGUCUAAGUAGAGGAAAGAGAGCGGCAGGUGAUCUUAUUCCCUGGAUUGUGAGCCAGCAAUUUCAAGACGAUGAGUUCGCAGGCUUGUCGGGUGCGCGUGUUGUCAGAAUCGCCACGAACCCCAAUUAUGUUCGGAUGGGAUACGGCAAGAAAGCUCUCGAGCUACUUGUUGACUUCUAUGAGGGCAAGUUUGCCAAUUUGUCCGAGGAUGCCGCUAGCUCUGUGGAACAAACAAUAACCCGGGUAACUGAUGAGGAGCUCGCUAAUUCCUCGCUUCUCGACGACAACAUCAAAGUCAGAGACUUCAAAAAGAUGCCGCCUCUUUUCUCUAAGCUCUCUGAACGUCGACCGGAAAAGCUUGACUAUGUCGGUGUAAGCUACGGACUGACAAAGCCUCUGCUCAAAUUCUGGGGCCAGGCUGCUUUUGCUCCAUUGUACCUUAGACAGACCGCGAAUGAACUCACAGGAGAGCACACUUGCGUCAUGGUCAGAGCCCUUGGAUCUGGCGAAGAGAUAUCAUGGCUUGGCUCUUUCUCCCGGGAUUUCCAACAUCGCUUUAUCAAGCUUCUGCAGUACCAGUUUAAGGAGUUCCCAUCCGAGCUAGCGCUCAUCAUCGAUGAGCUCGCCAACAAGGGUGCAAAACUCGACACUUCACUUCAACCAAAGCGAUUUUCCAAAGAGGAUUUGGACCGGAUACUGAAUCCAUGGGAUCUCAAGCGGUUAGCUUCUUAUGCCAACAAUAUGCUGGACUACCACGUCAUUCUCGACCUGGUCCCAGAUCUUGCGAAAUCUUACUUCAUCGGUCCCUUGAAGUCAGAAAUCACGCUCAGUGGUCUGCAACAAUCUGUACUUCUUGCCGUUGGAUUGCAAAGCAAAGAUUUCGACAUGCUCGAGAAGGAAUUGGAGAAGAUCCAAUCGGCACAACUACUCGCCUUGUUCAUCAAGACGAUGCGCAAGAUGAGCACUCACUUCACCGAAAUAGUAUCGGGCGCCUACAAGCUGGAGCUGCCAGCGCAGGAAAACAUUGGUGUAAGCCGCGAAGACGCCAGUGGAGCCCAUGACGACGAGAUUGUCGAUAACAAAUUCGUUCCUCUGGAGACCGGUCUGGAAGAAGAACUCGAGGAAGGUGGCGAUGAGGCCUUGAAGGCCUUGAAAGAGAAGCAAAGAGAGCUGAUCGAUGCGUUGCCACUAGAGCAAUAUGAGAUUGAGGCCGGGGCUCCGGGAUGGGCGGCUGCUGAAGAGCAGGUGCGCAAGGGUGGAAAGAAGAAUAUGAUUGUUAGUGUAAAGAGCGCGAAGUCCAAGAGGAAGGCAGAUGAGACUGCUGCUGAGAUUUAUGCUAAGGAAAUGGGGGAUAAGGCGCAUAAAAAGUCGAAGAAGGCUUCCAAGAAAGAUAAGGCCUAG
Molecule: messenger RNA, 3207 nt
Organism: Drepanopeziza brunnea f. sp. 'multigermtubi' MB_m1
Lineage: Eukaryota; Fungi; Ascomycota; Leotiomycetes; Helotiales; Drepanopezizaceae
Biological process (GO): rRNA acetylation involved in maturation of SSU-rRNA
Cellular component (GO): 90S preribosome; nucleolus
Molecular function (GO): ATP binding; tRNA binding; 18S rRNA cytidine N-acetyltransferase activity
Source: RefSeq, a predicted model, not a curated record